AGAGUCUGGAAGGGGCGUGGAGGCGGAGGAGGAAUGCGAAGCUCCAUCCAGAGCUGAGAAGCGGAGCAUUUGCGCAGAUAGUCUGCGCUGUGAACAUCAUAACGCCGCUUUGGAAGUUUGUUGUAGUUUUAUUGUCAUCAUUAUUUUAUUUUAAAUCAUCCUCCUGCACGAAGCUGAGCAAAACAGCUGCUGGAAUCGAGAGCAUCAAGAGGAAAGAAGAUGGUGAUCAAAGUGUACAUAGCAUCGUCCUCAGGAUCCACCUCGAUCAAAAAGCAGCAGCAGGAUGUGAUGGGCUUCCUGGCAGCCAAUAAGAUCGAGUUUGAGGAGUGCGACAUCGCGGCCAACGAGGCCAACAGGAAGUGGAUGCGGGAGAAUAUACCCGAGGAGUCCAGACCUGCCACCGGGAACCCUCUGCCCCCACAGAUAUUUAACGAAAGCAAAUAUUGCGGGAACUAUGAAGCCUUCUUUGAUGCCAGAGAGGACAACGCCGUGUAUGCUUUUCUGGGUCUGACCGCUCCUCCAGGUUCAAAGGAGGCGGUAGCUCAAGCAAAGAAAGCGCAGCAGUAGCACCUUUACACUGUUCUCAACCUGAAACCUCCGGCCUUCCCCACUUCCUGCUGGACCCAGACCCACAGAGAAGAAGACAGCAACUCUUCACUCGGCAAACGUCUAACACCCGAUUUUUACUUUUUUGUAUGAUCCGUCUUCAGCCGUGCCUUGAGGCCUCAGACCUCAGUGUGUGAAUCUGAUGAAAUGUUAGCGUCCAGUCGUAGCUUCCUCCAUAGGAGCGCUUCGCCAAGCUCCACCCAUACUGUAACGCUCAUCCUUUUAAAGCUCAUUUGAUCCAAAAUCACUCCAAGCACACCCACUCACUCAUCAGAACAACAGCACUUUCUGGAAAAGUUGUUGAGUUAUUUACACAAUUCUGAUUUGGUGCCAUUUGUGUCACAAACUUUUCCUUUUUUUAUUUUUUACUAAGACUAAAAGUUUAGAAAGUGAAAGUACAUUCCAAAAAGGCCAAAUGAGGGAAGUUUGUUUUUUACUUUUUUUAUUUACGUCUUUGUUUAAAGGAAGUAGCAGUUUCUCUUGUUUUUGUGUGACAUUGUGUUGAUAAUCUUGUACAGCCUGGCCCGAAAUGAAAUAAAGAGUUAGGUGGCAAAAAGGA
Messenger RNA from Oryzias melastigma (Indian medaka), 1165 nucleotides. It is a transcript of the gene sh3bgrl, whose product is annotated as SH3 domain binding glutamate-rich protein like. The transcript is spliced from 4 exons. NCBI's taxonomy places the organism in Eukaryota, Metazoa, Chordata, Actinopteri, Beloniformes, Adrianichthyidae. Gene Ontology annotation, cellular component: cytoplasm. The record is from RefSeq and is a predicted model, not a curated record. Bases 220 to 567 code for a protein of 115 amino acids.